Molecule: messenger RNA, 648 nt
Organism: Pseudopipra pipra
Lineage: Eukaryota; Metazoa; Chordata; Aves; Passeriformes; Pipridae
Gene: MICOS13
Product: mitochondrial contact site and cristae organizing system subunit 13
Exons: 4
Coding region: 172-525 (117 amino acids)
Biological process (GO): cristae formation
Cellular component (GO): mitochondrial crista junction; MICOS complex
Source: RefSeq, a predicted model, not a curated record
UCAUCCAGUUUUUAGGUUGCCACUACAGCUGUAAAACUGCACACUGUGCAGUCUGCUGGGAAACUUUAAAAGCCUGGGCAAUGCAAACACCAUAGCCAGAUGUUAACUGGACUUUAAUGAGCUUAACGAGGUAUUGGUGUCUAUCCUUAUUAAUAAGGCAGCAAGAAGCACAUGGAUGACUUACCCACUGCAGAAUCCGUUAGUUCCUUUUAUCAAAGGUUUGUUAUCAAAGGAAGCCUGGCUGGAGCUGCUGUAUAUGUGGCAUAUGAUCAGGGGCUGCUGGGCAGUGGCACACAAGGUGCUGAAGCACUCAAAAAAGCUCAAGCAGCACUGCCUCCAGCUAUCCAGGAGUGGACGAGUUACCUAGGCUGGGAGCUCCCACCCACUCCAAAAUUUGACUUUUCCCUCUCUGAUUCCUGGAAUAAAGGAGUGCAGUCAGUCAUGUCUGCCUUGUCUGUAGCUCCCGCCAGGGCCUGUGAAUACACGGUGGAAGGCUGGAAGUAUGUGAAGGAUCUUGUCAAAUGAACACGUUCUCCAGGGUUCAUGAUUCUCUCUGUCCUGUGUUGUCUUUGAGAGGAUGCAGAGUCCGUCGCUCUGGAGGGCAGCUCAGCCGUGUAAGGGCUACAAUAAAAGACUUUGGAACUUCAA